Molecule: messenger RNA, 2478 nt
Organism: Plasmodium gallinaceum
Lineage: Eukaryota; Apicomplexa; Aconoidasida; Haemosporida; Plasmodiidae
Product: E3 ubiquitin-protein ligase, putative
Exons: 9
Coding region: 1-2478 (825 amino acids)
Biological process (GO): positive regulation of transcription by RNA polymerase II
Molecular function (GO): transcription cis-regulatory region binding; metal ion binding
Source: RefSeq, a predicted model, not a curated record
AUGGAUGAUGAAACUGUUAAUUUAAAAAAUGACGAUUUAGAUGAUAAAAAUAAAGAGUUAACAAAUAAUUCUGAUAAUACUUAUAAACCUAAUCGCAUUUAUAAAGAAUGUAAUAAAAAAAAUGAAAAUUUAUUAUCUAUAAAUUGUAAAAAAGAUGCAUUUUUAAAGAAUAAUGAUAUGAAUAUCCAAUUAGAUAUGUUUAAUUCUAACAAAACAAAUAUAAUCUUAAAUUAUAGCAAUAAUAUAAUGACUACAGUUUCAAAUAAAAGUAAAACUAUAGACAUAUAUAGUGAUGCAAAUGAUAAGGAAAAUACGAAUAAUGAUGAGAAAAUAAAAAAUAAUGUAAAUACAAAGGUUAAUGAUAUAAAAAAUGAUGUUAUAAAAAAUGUAAAAGAGGAUGAAGAUAUAAAGAUUGACAGAAAUAUGAAGAAUGAUAUCAGUAAAGAUAAAGUAAAAAAAAAUAAAAGAGUAACAAAUAUAAAUUACAUAGUUCAAUAUAAUAGAUAUAAACCAACAAAGACAGAUGUAUUUAAAAAAAGAACAAUCAAUCCAUUUGUAAAAAAAAAUAAAAAUCAAUAUAUAAAUUGCAAUUUUCGUUAUUACGUAUCAGAAAAAGAUUAUUUGAUACAAAAUUUGAUUGGAGAAAAUAUUAAAUGGGAAAAAAUUGAAAAAGUAGAUUAUAUAAUUUUUGAUAAUACUUCUUUAUCAUGCCCAAUUUGUCUUGAAAAUAAUAUCAUCUCACCAAGAAUUACAAAGUGUAGACAUAUAUUUUGUUUUUUUUGUAUUUUGAAAUAUUUCAUUGAAGAAGAUAAAAAAGUAUGGAAAAGAUGUCCUAUAUGUUUUGAAAUAAUCAAUGAAAAUGAUUUAAGAAUGGUGAAAUUCCAUUAUGUAAAAAAUUAUAAUAUUAAUGAUUGUAUAAGCCUCUGUUUAUUAUACACAGAAAAUAAUAAAAUAAAUUUAAAAUCAGAUAAAUUGUGUUUUAAUAAUAAUUUUCAAAUAACCAAUAAAAAUUUCAUUAAAAAUAAUAAAGUAAUAGAUUAUAAAUAUUUUGUAAACAUUGAUUAUAUGAAUAAAAAUUUAACUAAUGUUAGUCAAAAUCAUUCUGAUCAAAUUAUCAAAUUAAAUUUAAAUUUAGGUGUUCAAUUUUCUAAGCUUUUCUACAUAUAUAAUCCAUUGUCCUUAUGGAUAAAAGAUCUAACUAUUUUUAAUUUUAUUUUAACAAAUAAAAAAGUGAAAUCUUUUGUCUCAGAUGAAAACGUUAUAGAAAAAGCAAUUUUAAAUAUUAAAUUAAAAAUGAGUGAUUAUUUAAAUAUACCUGUAGAAAAAUUAAACCCUGAAUUAAACAUGGAUGAAAAGUGUUUUGAUUUCUUUUAUUUAUAUGAUAAUUUAGCACAUGACGUUUAUGAUAGUAUUGAACAAAUAAAAAAGGAAAUGAAAUCAGAUAUUGAAGUAUUGGAAUGCAAAAAAAUAUCAAAAGAUAAAAAAUUACAAAUGAAUUCAGAACAAAAUAAUACUGACUCAAUUAAUUUAAAAGAUUUAAAUCAAAUAUAUUUUUAUCAAUGUAUAGAUGGACAAUGUAUAUAUUUAGAUCCAUUCAUAUUAAAAUUACUAUUUUAUGAAUAUGAUUAUAACAUGAAUGAAUUGCCAACAUUUUUGUAUAAUAAAAAAAUUACGUACAUUGAUUCCUUUGAACUAGAUGAAAAAAUGAGAAAAAAGUAUUGUAUUUUAUCUCAUUUACCUUUAGGAGUUAAUGUUGUGUUUGUUUCCUUAAAUUUAGAUGACAUGUUAUCUGAAAAAACAAAAAAUCAUUUUUCGAAAGAAAUAUCUAUAAGAAAAGCCAAGCACAUUAAUAUUUUGAAAAAAAAAAAAAAAGAAGAAAAUCACUUUAAAUAUUUAGCGGAAGAAGAAAUUGAAAGAAAAGAAAAAAGUUACUGGAAUUUAUCUAGUAACAAAAUAAAUAUAGAAUAUAACUCAAAUGAUAUUUACUCUAAUACAUUAAAUUUUUAUGAUGAUACAAAAGAAGAAAAAUAUUUAGAUGGAGAAUUUGGUGAUGAUACAUUGUUCAAAUAUGAUGAUUUUUUAAUAGGAAAAAAAUUAAUUAAAAUUAAUUCAAAUAAAAUUAAUUACCCUAUUGAAUAUAGCGAAGAUAUUGGAAAAAAUAUGAAUAAAAAAAAUAAGAAAAAUAACUCAAAAAAAAAUGAUACAAAAAAUAUUAUAAAAAAUAAUAACAAAAAUGUUUCAUCUAACAAUACUGAAAUAAAAAAUACAAAGAACGAUGAUAACGAAUUACCUAAAAGAAGUUUUCUUGAAAUAGCUAAAACAAAAUGCGAUAUUAAUAAUGUAAGUCAAAUUCAAACUAUUAAAAAAACAGAAGAAAAAUUUUCUAUAGGAUCGGGUUCAGUAAGUAUUAAUUUAUUAGAUUUAAUCAAUGAUAAGGAUUCUCAAAAAAAAAAAAAAAAUAAAAAUAAAAAAAAAUAA